AUGUCCUCCAGCCAACCACAUUCGCGGCCGACGAGUCCUGUGGAUGCGAAUGGUAUAAAUAUUCCUGUACCUCACUCUGUACCUGCAACUACGCCUGCGGCGUUGAGACCGCCUCCUUCUCAAAGGCAGAGAGCCGAAUCGGCUCGAGCAUUGAGCACACCCCAGAAAAUCCCCAGGAAGAGGAUAGCAGACAUAGCGAACGCCUUAAAUGAAUCGGAGCCUCAGGCCCCUUCAACGCCACAACAUAACAGCCCCCAGCAACACGCAACUGAUAUGAAUGACCAUACGCGCUCAUUUCUUUUUGGUUCCCAAUCAUCUCAGGCCUCGACGAUUGGAGAUUGGGAAGGGACAUCGCCAGGAGAUGACCCAGAACAAAGUGGUUCUUCUAGGACCGCGGACCAAAGUCUUAGAAAUCUAGACCACAGGACACCAAAGAAACCUAGAAUUACACCCGUGGAGCAGCGAUUCGGUGUCCAAAUCCCUUUUCCACUGACUCCACCUAAGACAAUACGCCGCCGCGCCGACAGUUCUGGCCAGGGCAUAUUCCAAACAGAUUUCCCACAAACUCCGACUAGGAACAAAGGCAAGCAGCGGGAGAAUAACGUCGGGGAGCAAACGACUUCAGGCGCGAAUGCUCGCGUUUCUGGCCCCCUUGAGAGCGGAAGCAGCACCCUCGAACGCGCCUCCGACGUCCCUGCGCGUACCUCUAAAACUCUCGAACGCACCUCUUCUAACCCCUUUAUUAUUCACCAAACUACUGGCGAAAGCAUUGCUUCGUAUCUAGAAGCACUGGACGCCUUACAGUCGCCGUCAUAUAUUCUCAAAAUGGAGAAGAAGCUCAGCGCGCUGGAUCAAAGCAAUAAAUUCAAGGCGAAGUACCUCGAGAACCUAAAGGCUGCGAAGGCAGAAGUGGAGAGUGAAAAUGCACGUUUGAUAACAGAGAAUGCGGGUCUUCAGAGUGAGAAUGCGCGGUUGGCGCACGCGAAUGCGCAUCUGCAGGAAAGGUUGCUACAGUCUGAGAACAGCAGCCGCGCCAAAGAUAUUGAAAUUGCGGCUAUCAAGUCCCGUCGUCCUCCAAAUAUGUGA
Molecule: messenger RNA, 1086 nt
Organism: Suillus subaureus
Lineage: Eukaryota; Fungi; Basidiomycota; Agaricomycetes; Boletales; Suillaceae
Exons: 4
Coding region: 1-1086 (361 amino acids)
Source: RefSeq, a predicted model, not a curated record